CCUCCCUUCCUCCUCCUUUGGACAAGCUCCCCACAAUGAAGAUGCUGCUGAGCCUGAUUGCUCUGCUCUCUGCUGCCCUGUUAGCCAACGCAGCCCCUCCAACUUGCUACUCAAGGGUGUUGUCUCUGAGCAAAGAAAUCACGGAGUCUUUUAAGGAGUUACAGACCUCCAAAGCUGUGGACUCAUGUGUGGAGAUGCUGCCUAGGCUGUACUUGGACAUACAUAAUUACUGUGUGUUGGGAAAACUCCGUGAUUUUGUGGCCUACCCCAGAUGUGAGAGAGUGCUUGAAGUGAGUGAGCUGAAGGAAAAAGCCCGGAGCCUGUACACCAUCAUGAUCUCCUACUGCAGAAGGGACUUGGUGUUCCUCACUGAUGACUGUAGCGCUCUGGAAAAUCCUAUUCUGCCUCCCAUUGAGCCCUCCAUCAUUGAGAGCUAAAAUGGAGUCAACCCAAAAGUUGCACCUGGGAAAUUUUCAAGGAGAC
Molecule: messenger RNA, 483 nt
Organism: Aptenodytes forsteri (emperor penguin)
Lineage: Eukaryota; Metazoa; Chordata; Aves; Sphenisciformes; Spheniscidae
Gene: CYTL1
Product: cytokine like 1
Exons: 4
Coding region: 36-437 (133 amino acids)
Biological process (GO): positive regulation of transcription by RNA polymerase II
Source: RefSeq, a predicted model, not a curated record